Moneuplotes crassus is the source of this 500-nucleotide messenger RNA. NCBI's taxonomy places the organism in Eukaryota, Ciliophora, Spirotrichea, Euplotida, Euplotidae. The record is from the annotation of a GenBank genome assembly.
UGUUGGAGUCCAUGCAGCAUCCAGGAAUAAAGAGAAAGUGAGAAACUUACACCCGUUAUAAGCUCCACAAAGGAAACCCAGCCUUCCGUGAUGUGAAGAAUGACUAUGAAAGCUGUUUUUUUGCUUAUCAUUAGGACAAACUUAAAAAUGAAGAAUGCUGUACUGCUGAUUAUAAUAAGGAGCAAGAGAAAAUCAAAAAGUAAAGAGGAUCAACAAAAAUAGAAGCAGUCAUGUAAGAUAUCAAUGUGCUUGAGCGGUUAAAUAAUGUAAAACUAAAUAUUUCUUUGAGUGAGAAGUAUUGAUACAAGCUGAUUUUUUCAGAGUGACUAUCUUCCUUAAUCUACUGAAAAAUUGGAGAUGAUGAAAACAUAUGCUUAGAAUGAUUUUGUUAAAAUUCUAAUUUGAUCAACAGGAAAGCAUGUAUUUUGAUAUAAGGAAACCAAGAAGUUAAAUAACCGAGCUCAAAAUCAAAAUAACUCGUAAACGAUUUUUCAAUUUAU